AUGCAAGCCGUAGUCGACGUCGCGGCUGAAGAUGCUAGGAUGUACCAAGUCCCAAACUCAGUUCCAACACCCGAGACUGUGGCCCCUACUCCCACGUCUUGGGAUGACUCUGCUCUUCCUCCCGUCGACACUGCUUCAGCUUCAGCUCUAACUUCUGUCUUCCAUGUUACUAUGGUGAACCUUCUACUGUUCCUACCGACCCAAUACCUCAUUCUCAACAUUGACUAUUUCUUUGCCAACAUUGACGAGCUUUUUGGCGAUCUUGGAGGCGACAUCUGCAGCGAGGUCACUGGGCCUCCUAGAACUUAG
Molecule: messenger RNA, 309 nt
Organism: Ilex paraguariensis (yerba mate)
Lineage: Eukaryota; Viridiplantae; Streptophyta; Magnoliopsida; Aquifoliales; Aquifoliaceae
Source: the annotation of a GenBank genome assembly